Molecule: messenger RNA, 936 nt
Organism: Vollenhovia emeryi
Lineage: Eukaryota; Metazoa; Arthropoda; Insecta; Hymenoptera; Formicidae
Exons: 2
Coding region: 1-936 (311 amino acids)
Source: RefSeq, a predicted model, not a curated record
AUGGACGCAGGAUCCGAACUCACCUUCGUCACGGAGAAUCUCAUUCGGCAGCUCAACAUCCCUCAUCAAUACUCAGGUAUGGGCGUCAAUGGAAUUGCAGGCAAGGAGUGUACUCGGACACGAGGAGUCGUGUCGCUCACGUUGCGCUCGACACAUUCCAACGCACCUGCCACAAUUCAAGCUCAUGUCCUCCGGACAGUUACAUCAAUCUUACCAUCUUUCGAGGCGGAACCGGAAGAAUGGCCGCAUCUCAGGACCUUGGCACUAGCCGAUCCAGACUGUCUCAUCCCGCGGCCUGUUGACAUCCUCAUCGGCGCAGACGCUUACGGGCAAAUCAUCAAGCCCAAUAUCAUUAGGCAUUCUCCACUCAUGCCGAUAGCGCAACUCUCUAUGUUCGGAUGGCUCGUUCUUGGACCAAUCAACAGAGAAGCAAGACGCACAUCAACGCAUCAUGCUGCUACUCAAUUCAACGAGGAUGCUCUUAAUGAGUUAUUGACGAAAUUUUGGAAUCAAGAGGAGGUGCCUACUCACGAUGUCACUCAGCUCACUCCUAACGAGCAGAGGUGCGAGAAGCACUUCAAUACUACACACUCUCGUGAUUCUUCAGAGAGGUACAUCAGGAUUCUACUCAAGUCACCAAACGAUCUUUUGGGUGACACUCAACCACAUGACGAAGGCAUCAUCUCCAGUCAUCGCUCACACUUUCACCUGACACAUCACGGUGUUCUCAAGCCGGACAGGAUUACAACGAAACUGCGGGUGGUUCUUAAUGGCUCUAGCGCAUCCACAUCAGGCUACUCUGUCAACGACCUCAUGUACACUGGAGCAAAAUUACAUCUGAACAUCUCAGAGGUUCUACCAUGGAGACGUAGACAUCGUCACAUGUUCGCUACGGACAUCACCAAAAUGGACAGAGAUUCAGACUCACAAGGAUGA